Messenger RNA from Rhipicephalus sanguineus (brown dog tick), 699 nucleotides. Its product is annotated as monocarboxylate transporter 12-like. Lineage: Eukaryota; Metazoa; Arthropoda; Arachnida; Ixodida; Ixodidae. The coding region runs from base 25 to 699 and encodes 224 amino acids. The transcript is spliced from 2 exons. The record is from RefSeq and is a predicted model, not a curated record. Gene Ontology annotation, molecular function: transmembrane transporter activity. Gene Ontology annotation, biological process: transmembrane transport.
AGUCCAGCAGACAAAUGCCUAAUAAUGCCGGAAAAGGAGAUACUACCGGAGAGCUGUUCCCUGAAACAAGUUCUGGAGCUAUUCUACGCGCCAGCAUUCUACGUACUUCUGGUGACUGUAGUUGUGGGAGAUUACACGAAUCUCGAGUUCUCAGCAACCAUCGUGGACUACGGCAUCGAUAAAGGCAUAGACUUGGAUAGCGCCAAGCACCUUGUAACAUUCAGUGCUUUAGGGCAAGUUGUGGGUCGAGUAGUUGUUCCGCUACAGGCAGACUUCUCUCCGUUCAUGCGCCAUUUUCUGUACACCCUGAGCUUUCUGGCACUUUGCUGCUGCAUGGUAGCAUUGCCGUACCUGUCUGCCUGGUCGACCAUUCUUGCGCUGUCAACCGUGAUUGGAGCGGCGGAAGGAUACAUCCUCUGCAUCAAGUAUGUCCUCUUCGCGGAAUAUCUCGGGGUCGACCGGACGGCUGCUGCCAUUGGCAUGAUCGGCGUCCUGAUGACUCCGGCGCUUCUGGUCAGCCCAACAAUUUUAGGACAAUUUCGGGACGUUGCUGGCUCUUAUGAUGGCUACUACCGGCUGAUGGGAGCUCUUAGCUUGAUGGCCGCGGUUCUCUUCGCGGCACAUGAAGCCUGGAUGCACAGAAAAACUAAGCGAAGACAUUCUGUUAAACACGAGAGCCCUACUCGUGAAGCAAUAUAA